Physella acuta is the source of this 761-nucleotide messenger RNA. RefSeq lists its product as uncharacterized. The record is from RefSeq and is a predicted model, not a curated record. NCBI's taxonomy places the organism in Eukaryota, Metazoa, Mollusca, Gastropoda, Physidae.
UUGUCAACACUAAAACAUCUAUUGGGUGAGGUGAACAAACUUAAGGAGGAAACUUGUUUUACACGGUGUGAUGUAGACAUUCUACGCUUAAAAGCCUUUUAGUCGAUUCGUUUUACUUUUUAAACAACAGUGACUAAAUCCCACACGUGAUUUCAUCGUUUCGAUUUCUCCUGAAUUAAAACAAAGCCUUCAGGUAUGGCCGACGCAGAUGAGUCUAAUGGGACGGACACCACCCAGCUGAGCUGGGCUGGGGAAACUGCCCAUUGUAUAACACUUCUUGCCCUGUUUAUCUACAUGUUUGCCCUGCUGGGAGGUGGCUCAUUACCACGGCCCUUCUUUGAACAGCUUGCCUACGUUUUCCAGCUGAUCCGAAUACUUCUGACCUUCAGUAUUCUGUUACCUGCAGUACUGCAUUGGCAAGCCUUCAUCAUCAUGCCAGCAUUUGCCAGCACCUUGUUUCCCCUUUUUGUGACCGUGGCUCUGGUACUCAAUAUCUUCGUGGCUGUGUCGCUGAGAAAACUCACCACCAAAAGCUGCACAAAGGUUGCUCACAAGAGAAAGGUGGCGAUGAUGGUGGCGAAUUAGAAUCGGUUGAGCUGGAAACAUGUUAAGGUUCCGCCUCCCCCAUCGGAUAUUUCAUCUGGACAUUAUUUGUGUGGAAAAACAAUAUCUUGAAUCAGAACAUCAAACCCUGAUUGAACAACGGAGCUAGAAAAUAAAAUAUUUGAUGAAUGAGAUAUGAAUCAUUAAAACAAAAGUUU